Molecule: messenger RNA, 7066 nt
Organism: Loxodonta africana (African savanna elephant)
Lineage: Eukaryota; Metazoa; Chordata; Mammalia; Proboscidea; Elephantidae
Gene: HJURP
Product: Holliday junction recognition protein
Exons: 10
Coding region: 18-2354 (778 amino acids)
Biological process (GO): CENP-A containing chromatin assembly
Cellular component (GO): chromosome, centromeric region
Molecular function (GO): histone binding
Source: RefSeq, a predicted model, not a curated record
GCGGCAGCCUGUGCGCCAUGGCGGCCGAGGGCUGCGAGGAGGCCGAGCUGACGCGGAAGCUCCAGGACAGCCGCCAUCGCUUCCAGAGGCGCAUGCAGCAGCUGAUAGAGAAGUACAACCAUCCCUUCGAGGACACGGUGCUGGUGGAGAUGGCCACACUGACCUACCAGACGCCCCAAGGAUUGAGGCUGUGGGGUGGAGGACUGAUACAGGAAAGAAGCAAAGGACAAAUCCAGGUUGAGGGAUCCCCUGUGACGCCGGUCAGCUGGGUGGACAGCCCUGGGCGAGCUGUGUCCGAAGAUUCAAAAAACAAUGACUUCGAUGCAACUUUUGACCAGGGAGACGAGGUUGCCGUGGCGGUGAUGCCUGCAGUGCUUCAGAGCCCUUUGAAAAAUGAGUUACGAAGGAAAUACCUGACCCAAGUGGACAAACUGCUGCAACGUAAAAGGUUUUCACAGCAUGCAGAUAGCAUAGGCCAAGAGAACACCCAGAUGACCCUGAUCCCUUCCUUGGCCGAGCCUGUCUGUGAAGACUACGGUAAUGUCUCUGCAAAGAACCCUGGUGGCCCCGUUCAGUCAGCGUCAUCUCUCAGAGAAUGUGACCCCUCAGCCGACUUGGCAGUGGUGCCUAGAAGUGACAGUUUUGUGUCACAGGUGGCCAGUAGCCACAGCUCCUUAAGCAGCCAACCCUUUGAGGUCGAGGAUGUUUGUGAUGUGACCAUCAGUGACUUGUACGAGGGCAUGCUGCACUCCAUGAGCCGCCUGCUGAGUGCGAAACCGUCCUGCAUCAUCUCCACCAAGACCUUCAUCCAAAACUGGCACUGCAGGAGGAGGUCCGGAUGGAAGAGCAGAAUGAACCGAACAUACUGCAAAGGGGGCAGACACACCCAGAGGGGCCCCGAGGAGCAACGCUCACCCUACUCCAAACCUGCAAAAGAGGUGGGGACACUGAACGAUCCCAAGAACUCGCUGGAUGUUUCUUGCCGUGAGAGGGGUUUUCGGUUGAAGAAAGCCCUUCUUGAAGUAAACAACCGCCAAGUUCAUGAAUUAGUUCCAACCUGGAAGGACCCUAAAGUAACUCCUCAGAAGUAUUCUUUGUUGACGUAUUUGGACUCCAGUGCUGUGUAUGAUCUUGAUCAGGAGAAUAGACUUAUGACACUAAAAUGGUUAAUUUCUCCUGUAAAAAUCAUGUCCAAAUCCAGAACUCUACGGGGCCUUGGGGGCAGCCAUCACAGAGAGAUCGAAGUCAAGUUUGACAAGCUGCAUCGGGAAUACUGUCCAAACCCCGUGAGCCAGGCUUGCCCCCCAGGCCCCUGGGCUGUGGAUGCAUACAGAGGUGGCCCUGCAAGCCAUGGCUGCCUCCAGGGCUUGGAAACGCACCAGUCAAGUAUAUCUGUCCCACAAAGGCUACAUGAGGGUUUGGAAAAACCAGGGGAAAAGUCUAUCGAAGGGAGUGGAUGGCUGCCAAAGCGUGAUUCCUCUUCCUUGCUUCUUUCCAAGAUUGGGCCAGUGCAGAGCACAGUCCAUGCUGAGCGGGCGGUGGACAGUCUUCUCCAAGGAAGCAGACUUGGAAUGUUUAGAAGGUCACUGACACCCACAAAAGCCAUUUCAAAGCCAGAUAUACAACCUCUGGGCUGUAGAAGGAAUCGUUUUGAUGACAUUAAAGAAAGAUUUGACAGGCUUCAUCAGGAAUAUUGCCAAAGAUCACCCCAGCAGAUGAAAGAGACUUUCUGUGCUGGGCAGUCUCCAGACAGAGCCAGUGUAGAAGCUCAGUAUAAAAAAGACUUCCGAGGGAAAACGGCCACAGAUUCUGCCUUACAGAGUCCCCAGAAGUCAUCGUCCUUACCCCUGUGGAGCAUAAAAAGUCCAUCGGGCUCAACUACAAUUGGGAUUCAUCCAUUGACAUGCAUAACUCACAGUCCCAGAAGAGACCACCAGUCACCUGCAAAAAGACGCAGAUUAUCAGACCCUCAAGUAUGUGGACGGUGGGCUGAGUCCUGGAACUCCACAGGUGUGGACAGAGCCAUCCCAAGUCCAAGGAAAGAAAUCAACCCUUUGCGGCUGGACUUGGAAGAGAAGUUCAGCCAUGUAGCGGGGACCUCAGCUUUACAGAGACUGCUGCAGGGUCCAACCAACUUACCUGCUUUGAGCAGUGUCACAAAGCCAGGACCGAGAUGGGACUUGGCCCCUGUAUCACCCAGCAGGGUCACCCAGCACUCUGGGAUUUGUUCAACUCUCAUCGUGGCUACCAUGGACACCACCCGAAUUUUGUCUCAAGCCAUGAUGAAAGAAGAGCCCAGGAUGGAAGAGAAAAGUGAUUCCGUGUUAGAAGAAUUCAGCACUACAGCUCUAUAACCUGGCUGUUCUGGAGUGUUGUUCCUCUUGCCCCCUGCUCUCUUACUUUUCUUUUUUUUUUUUUUAAUUCUUGAGAAAGUGUGAGAAUUUGGGUGAUUUUAUCUUCCUUGCAAAGCAAGCAUCAAUGAAAUUGGUUCCGUCAGAAAUGACUCCGAGUUCUUUAGCAAAUAAAUAAAGUUGCUCAUUUAAAAUUUUAAUGUUACCCUUUAUAGGCCCAUUAUGCUCAUGUUUUAAAAAUUUGGCAUGUCCAAAGAAUUCUCCCUACCAGUUCCAAUUUUGUUAGAAAAUAUUGUUUGCUUAUGAGACCUAAGUUUAAGCCCCAGAUAGGAUGAUCCUUGAACGAAAAUACAGCUGCUUAGUCUUUUAAAGAAGGAGCCCUGGUGGCCCAGUGGCUGACUACUUGGCUGCUACCCAGAAGGUCAGCGGUUUGAACGUGGCAGUUCUGUGUCCUAUAGGGUCACUCUGAGUCAGAAUCAAUUAAACAAGAAUGGGUUGUUUGUUGGGUUAGUCUUUUAAAGGAGCCCUCGUGGCGCAGUGGUUAAGCGCUCUGCUGGUGCUCUGCUCCCAUAAAGAUUACCAAAAAGUCCUAGGAAACCUUAUGCAGCAGUUCUCCUCUGUCAUUACAGGGCUGCUAUGAGUUAGAAUUAACUCAACAGCAACAGAUUUGGGUUUUUGUUUUUUGGGUUUUUUUAGUCUUAAAUUCAGCCCCCAUGGGGACUUGAUAUCUUCCGUAUUAGGAGAUACUCAUAAUUUACCCAUUGAUAAUACUUCCUACCAUCUUCACAUUUUGAGGUGAAAACGCAUUGUAUUUGAACAGUCCGAUGACGGUCCCAAACCACUCUUGCAGCCACCCUUCGUGACAUCUGACUGUAUUGGAACUGUUUACAAAUAGGAAAUCAGUGACUUGUUUAUGAAGCAUUUCAAAUAUGCAGGAAGCACUUAGAAAACCCAUGUACUAACCAUCUAGAGCAGAGCUACCAUUGUUCUCUUUGUUUCUUUAAUAGAAGGUGUCGUAGUCGUCUAGUGCUGCUAUAACAGAAAUACCACAAGCGGAUGGCUUUGACAGCAGGAAUUUAUUCUCACAGUCUAGUAAGCUAGAAGAACAAAUUGAGGGCACCAGCUCUGGGGAAAUCUUUCUUUCUCUGUUGGCUCUAGAGGAAGGUCCUUGUCAUCAAUCUUCCCCCAGUCUAGGAGCUUCUCAGCACAGGGACCGUGGUCCAAAGGACACACAUUGCUCCUGGCACUAUUUUCUUGGUGGUAUGAGAUCCCCCCCCAUCUCUGCUCGUUUCUCUUUUAUAUCUCAAAAGAGAUUGAUUUAAGAUACAGUCUUAUCUUGUAGGUUAAGUCCUGCCUCAUUAAUGUCAUAGAGGUAGGAUUUACAACCCAGGAAAAUCACAUCAGAUGACAAAAUGGUGGACCAUCACACAAUACCGGGAAUCAUGGCCUAGCCAAGUUGACACACAUUUGGGGGGUUGCAAUUCAUGACAGAAGAUUAGAGAUAACAUUAGACUGUAUACUUUACCUCCCAGAGGCACUGGCUCUCCUGGUGGGGCUGCAUCCAUCCGUCCAAGUCCUCACACUGGGACCACGGAACCAGUGAGCCACAGAAAGGUGCUGGCUGUGUGACUGCUGGAGACCCGGGUCAAGCCUUCCACCUCGCAUGUGCUUGUUCUUCCUCACAGAACAGGCUAGCAGUGGCCUGCUGGUUCAGGCUCAGCCAGGCCUGUGGAGGCCCCUGCAAUUCUUCUAGAACUUUGCUUUCAUGCUUGCAGCUUCAUAGAGGAGGACAACCUGACCUUUUCUUUUCUUUGGAUAACUAUCAUCUUUGCCCAGAACUGCUGUGCCUUGCCCCUCCCCACACACAGCAGACCUGCACUGAGGGCUCUUUGGCCCGGCCAGGUCCAGCUGCCAGAGAGGCCAGAAAAUAGAGCCCGAUUAUUCCAUCCUCAGGUAGAGGAGUGGAGCCCCUGGGUAGUCCAAACAGUUAACAUGCUUGGCUGAUAAACGCAGGGUUAGAGGUUCCAGUCUACCGCAAAGAUGCCUUGGAAGAAAAGCCUGGCCAUCUACUUCCAAAAAAUCAUACGUUGAAAACCCUGUUGAGCAAUUCUAUUUUGACACAUGGUGCUGCUGUGAGUCAGAAUGGAUUCAAUGGCAACUGGUUUGGGUUCUCGUUUUGUGUGUGUGUGGCUUUUUUUUUUUCUUUAGUAAAGGAAGGUGAGGUAGAAGGUAACAGGAUGGUGGUUAGCCAUUUUAUAUUGUUGCGUGUUGUCAAGUUGAUUCUGACUCAUAGCGACCCUACAGGACAGAGUAGAACUGCCCCGUAGGGUUUCCAAGGCUGUAAUCUUUACAGGGGCAAACUGCCACAUCUUUCUCCCUCUGAGCUGCUGGUGGGUUUGAACCACCAACCUUUCAGUUAGUAGCCAAGCACUUAACCACCGUGCCAUCAGGGUUCUCCAUAUAUAGUUUAUGAGGUCUUUUAUUGCCAGAUCCUAACCCUGGCAAGGAUCCCUGGUACGAAGUGGUUAAGCCCUUGGCUACUAACUGAAAUGUCAGUGGUUUGAACCCACCAACCACUCCUCGGGAAAAGGUGUAGCAGUCUGCUCCCGUGAAAAUUACAGCCUAGGCAACCUUAUCAGGCAGCUCUAUAAGGCCACUGUGGGUCAGAAUCGACUCGAUGGCAGUGGGUUUGGUGUUUUGGUUUAAACUAUAUAGGUUAUGGUCUGUGUGUCACCAACUUUCACAUAAUAACUGCAUACUGUCAGUACUCUGCAGUUUCAUUUCACAAAGACAUUGUUUGCAUUUGAUAACAGCCGAUGCUGGUACGUGUCUCAAGAGUCAUUGAGUACACAGUUAACUCCAUGCCCAUAUUCUGCUCUAGUAGCCGUGCUAAGAACACAUUCACCCAGGAUUCGUGCACGUGUGUAAGAGAUUAUCUGGGCAAAACUUGUUAGGUGCUGUCAAGUUGAUUCCUACUCAUAGCAACCCUACAUACAACAGAACCAAACACUGCCCGGUCCUGCGCCAUCCUCACAAUUAUUGUUAUGCCAGAGCCCAUUGUUGCAGCCCCCAUGUCAAUCCAUUUCAUUGAGGAUCUUCCUCUUCUUUGAUGACCCUCUACUUUAUCAAGUAUGAUGUCCUUCUCCAGGGGCUGUAGAAUACCAGAAAGAUGUUUGCCUGUUCAUUGACUAUGCUAAGACAUUCGACUGUGUGGAUCAUAACAAAUUAUGGAUAACAUUGCGAAGAAUGGGAAUUUCUAGAACACUUGAUUGUGCUCUUGAGGAACCUGUACAAAGACCAAGAGGGACAAACCAUAGAGGUGAAUUAUUGGGGCAGGCGUGUCCUCAACUUCGCUGACUACUGUCAAAUUGCUUUUCCCAUUGCACUCCCCCAGCAGUGUGAGCAUUUCCAUUUCCCCAGGUUACCGCCCCCAGUCACCGCUGGCAGCCUCUGAGGUGGUUGCCAACGUGGUGGGUGUGAUUGGUGUGAUGUGGCCAUUUGUUUUCUCCUAGUGUAACCCGACCCUACGAAUGCCCGGUAAAUUUCCAUUAAACCAGCCCAAGCCAGAUUUGGCCCACCCCGCAUGCACAGAAGGGGCAGCUGUGACCGUUAUUUGGCCUCAACAGAGGAUGCAGCAACAGGUGGAAUGAAUCAGAAGGAAAAUCGUCACCCGGACCCCGUUUCAAAGCAGGAGGUCUGACAAGAACGUGACCUCCUGUUUCCUGGCCACCAUCUUGCUGCCCAAAUCACAUGUAAGCCCUGCUUCCCCAUAGCCUGGGGAGUCGGAUCUGAGGAACUUCCUCCUGGCUCCUUGCUCUGCACAUUGCAAUAAAGUUACUUUUUCUUUGUCAAAAGCCAGUGUCCAGAUUAUUGGCAGGUCUGAGCACUCUGGACAAGGACCCAUCUUCCCGGGUUCGGUAACGCUGGUGACUUGAGAUUGAGUUUGUCCUGGGCAUGCCGGCCUUUCCGCUGUCCACUCCUGGAUUACUCAUGUGCGAUCUGGAGCCUGUUUUUCUGUUUGCUUCACUGCUUCUUACUGAUUGGGGUGUAUUUUGGUACCAAUGCAAUUAUGUGAAUUAAUCCAGUCUUAAAUAAAUUGUAAAUAACUUCUCCCAUCUGUGAUUUAUCAUUUAACUACAGCAUUUUAUUGUACAGAAGUUACAUUUCAGGUAUUUUAAUCUUUUAGUUUUUUGCUUUUGUUUUUCUGGCUUCUGCUAUCUAAAGAAAACCUCCCCUGCCCUCAGGAUCAAAAGUGCCCUUCACUUUCCUAAAAUUUGGGUGUCCAAGCGUAGGGGUCUAAAGCCCUGAAGUGUUUUGCGUGGGUGUGGCGGGAGGUUGUGACCUAACUACGAAUGUGCUGCUGUUGUUCCAGGACAUUUACUGAGAGGCACGCCCACUCCCGGCUCCAGCAGUGGUAUUCAGCACUUCGCAGAAAAGACCUUUACUGUUUGCUCCGUGGGAGCCACAAAACCAUUUGAAAACCACUGUUGGGGUGGAUCACUUGUCUGAUUGGGCUGCUCGAAAGCUCAUGCCCAUUGGUAGGGCCCAUCGGUCAUUGCCUUCCGCAGCUGUAUCAGGAACAAUCCAGAAGUCCCAUUUUCCUGCUUAAGGGACAACCAGUGACUCUGUUCUGGUGAUGACUGAAUGUAGGAAAAGUCUCUCCCAUCCUCUCAUCCCCACCCCAUGUUUCUUGGACAUGGACGAAUUUCUUAUUU